UCUCUGCUCCCCACCUACCUGGCUUACGCCCCAGGGGGGAGGGAAACCGAGAGCCAGGUGCGACCCAGCAGGGGGAGUGGGUGAGCUGGUCCCAGGGCAGCCCGCAUGUGUCCUCGAGCGUGGGUGUGGGGUAAUUUGGGUGGGAACAAAGUGGAGGCUACCGCGACGCGACCGAGUCCCGCGCCUCGCUGGCGGGGUGUGUGCAGAAAGAGCGAGGAUAAAUAGGAGGCUCCCUCCUCCCAGCCCCACUCCCGGAGCCGGCCGGCCGCCCGCCCCGGGUGUUUGCCCGCCCUGUGGCCGGGGUGCCAGCCUGGGGAGUAGUUUCGUUUCCUGCUGGCCCGAGAGUAGUUUCCAGGCCCGCCCUCGGGCGCCCGCGGCCCGGGAAGGGGCGCAGGAGGAGGCGGGGGACUGGGUCAGGGGCUGCCCGGCCCCGCAGCGUGGGGUUGAUGGACCGGGCCGCCCCGGCCGGCGGCGCCAGCUCCCUGCCACUGCUCCUGGCCCUCGCCCUGGGUCUUUAUAGCUGCCACCGUGUGGAGUACCUACCCUGUGCCAGGCGUUACCAAGGUCUAGUGAUCCUCCACUGUGUCGUGGCAGAUGGGAAUGCAACCAGAAGUCCUGAAAGGGAUGGCCUUCUCUGUGGAGAUCCUGGGGAAAACUGCGCAGCUACCACCAUGCAAUCGAAGCGGAAAGGCCACUUCUCUCGGUGCCCCAAGCAAUACAAGCACUACUGCAUCAAAGGGAGAUGUCGCUUCGUGGUGGCCGAGCAGACGCCCUCCUGCGUCUGUGAUGAAGGCUACACUGGGGCAAGAUGUGAGCGAGUUGACUUGUUUUACCUCAGAGGAGAUAGAGGGCAGAUUUUGGUGAUUUGUCUGAUAGUAGUUAUGGUGAUUUUUAUCAUCUUGGUGGUCGGUGUCUGCACAUGCUGUCACCCUCUUCGGAGGCGUCGCAAAAGAAGAAAGAAGGAAGAAGAAAUGGAAACUCUUGGUAAAGAUAUAACUCCAAUAAAUGAAGAUAUUCAAGAAACUAGUAUUGCUUAGUGGCUGGUGCAAGCUGCAAAAUGCCUUGCUCAUUCGAAAAUGGACAGAAUGUGUCUCAGGAAAACAGUCAGGAGAAAAUGAAUUUUAAAUAAUGUAUUUACUUUUUGUUUGUAAUGUUAGUCUGUGUUUUUUACUAUUUUUGUAAUAAUAAGUAAUUUCAGUAUUGUUUCGGAAUUGGGAAAAAGCGCUCACUUAAGACAUUUUAAUAAACUUCCACUUAAAGUUUUGUUACCAGGAUUACUAGUCGAAUAAAAAAUAGAAGUGAAAAGGAGUUUAGAUUUUAGGAAUUGGAUUAAUCAUAACGCUGCCAUUUAUCCAGCACUUACCAUGGGCCAAGAGUUUCAAGUAUAUCAUUUCUUCUAAGCCUUUCAAGAACCUAUGGGACAUCUAUCAUGAUCCUCAUUUCCCGCAUGUGGAAACAGACACAAAAAAGGUAAAUAAUAUAACCCUGAUUUAUACAGUUCAGAAUUGGUGGAGCUAGAAUUGGAGCCAAGAUUUACCCAAUUUCAGUUUGUGUUCUUAACUGUCAUUUUUGUUGAUCUGAGUGGGUGCAGCUUAACUCACUAACAUAGCUCAGGACUUUAUACUAAACUGUGUUUCGCCAAGACUCUGAGAUGCCGGGGCUAUUUUCCUGCAGAUACUCAGAAGGCAGAGUCCUGGAUUUAUAUUACUGUUACCAUCGUGUUUUCUAUAGCAUUGACCUCUAUUAUGUUUCUUUGCUCUUUUGUAAAUUCUCAUUGACAUGAAUAAAUUCCUACAUUAGUAAAGCAAACAGGUUUUCCCCAUAGCUAGGGUAAUGAAUAGCGAUGGAAAAUAAAAAAAAAAAAAACAGGUAAGUGUUUGCACUCACUAAGGGAUAAAUGAUAGCACUGGAAGAGGUUGUUUAUUCCAGAGCAGUGGUCAGUGACAGCACAGCAGAGCCCAGCAGACACGGCUCGUGACCAUAUCCUCAUUUUUCUUCUUCCUGAUGGCUCUCAGGUGGAUGUUGUUGCAAU
This is a messenger RNA of Herpailurus yagouaroundi (jaguarundi), 2032 nucleotides long. It is a transcript of the gene BTC, whose product is annotated as betacellulin. Gene Ontology annotation, molecular function: epidermal growth factor receptor binding; growth factor activity. Gene Ontology annotation, biological process: positive regulation of mitotic nuclear division; positive regulation of cell population proliferation; epidermal growth factor receptor signaling pathway. Bases 447 to 1037 code for a protein of 196 amino acids. The transcript has 7 exons. Lineage: Eukaryota; Metazoa; Chordata; Mammalia; Carnivora; Felidae. The record is from RefSeq and is a predicted model, not a curated record.